CGAAUCGCAAUCGUUUCCUGUAAACAUAUCGGUUAUACCUGAUAAAAUAGUCAAAACAAUAAUACAAAUACACUAUUGAAAAGUAGAGAUUCUAGCAAAUAACUGAACAUAGGAAACGUAACGAUGAAUUGAUAACUGAGAGAGCAAUAGUCCUGUAAAAAUAAAUCUAACAUUUUACGACCGCGGUUACCGUAAUUCUGAAACAGUUGUCGACCGUGGCAUUAAAUGUGUUAAAAACAUAUUUAAUUUCUUUUCAAAUAAUAAUUGUAAUGCCACCAUCAAUAGUAAUCUGUAAUUUUGUUUAUCUCCAUAAUACCACAGACUAUAUGAAAAUUUUCAUAUAGUCUGUGAUAAUACUUAUUUUUCUUUAUCUAUUACAAAACUGUAUAGUUUUAUGAAUUAAAACUUGUGAUUGUGGAAAAUUUUUUUUUUCACAAACUGAAAUACUCCAUAAAUUAAGCAAUUAUAUAAUUAAAUAGGCAUAUUUUAUACUUUCCUGUAAAAAUAUAUUUAUGUAUUUUACAUCAUUAAUUAGAAAAACUCCUUACAAUAAUUUUAAAGUCAAAAUAUCUAAGUUAUUUAGAAAAAUGUACUCAAAUAUACAUACACCUUUAGAAGACCAAAUAGCUAUUAUAACUGCAUCAACUGAAGGAAUUGGUUUUGCUACUGCAAAACAUUUGGUAAAAAAUGGAGCUUCUGUAAUGAUAAGUAGUCGAAAAGAAAGUAAUGUAAAAAAAGCUGUUGAAACUCUUCAAAAAGAGUUUGGAAAGACUAAAGUGCAUGGCGUUGUCUGUCAUGUAUCCAAAAAAGAAGAUAGGCAAAAACUUAUUGAUGAAACAGUAAAAAAAUUUGGUGGUAUUAGUAUACUUGUGUCAAAUGCUGCAACUAACCCUGUAUCUGGCUCAGUAUUGGAUUGUCCAGAUGAAAUAUGGGACAAAAUUUUUGAUAUUAAUGUAAAAAGUGCAUUUUUAUUGACUAAAGAAAUUGCUCCUCAUAUAAUAUCUAGAGGUGGCGGUUCAAUUGUUUAUGUAGCUUCAAUUUCUGGUAUUAAUCCUAUGCCGAUGCUAGGAGCGUACUCAGUUAGUAAAACAGCUCUUCUUGGUCUAACCAAAGUAGUUGCAGCAGAUCUGGCCGUACAUAAUAUACGAGUAAAUUGUGUUGCCCCUGGUAUCAUUAAAACAAAGUUUGCAUCAGCUCUAACAGACAAUGAAUCACUAAGUGAAUACUUACUCCAAACUAUGCAUAUGAAGCGUUUUGGUCAUCCAGAUGAAAUUGGAUCAAUAGUAUCAUUUUUAUGUUCUUCAUCUGCUUCAUAUGUAACUGGAGAAGUUAUUGUUGCUUCAGGUGGUAUGACGUCUAGACUGUAAUUUUGGAUUUUAAGCAUAGAAUAUAUUAUAAAAAUGUGAAGCGAGUUCAAUUUUAUUUACUAUUUAUUCAGUAAGUAAUUUUUAAAUAAUAAUAUAUUGUAGGUGGCUUAUAACUUUGUUAAAAUCGUAGUCUGAUAAACAAAAAUUUGUUCUUUAGAAACUAAGAUAAUAAUCAUUGAAAAGUGUUAUGUUAUCAAUUAUGUUAAUUUCUAUUGUAUAAUUAACUUUUAAUUUAAUUCUUUAUUUUUUUACAAUUCAAUAAAGCAAAAUUUAUAUACCCUUUAA
Molecule: messenger RNA, 1652 nt
Organism: Daktulosphaira vitifoliae (grape phylloxera)
Lineage: Eukaryota; Metazoa; Arthropoda; Insecta; Hemiptera; Phylloxeridae
Product: dehydrogenase/reductase SDR family member 4-like
Exons: 7
Coding region: 513-1367 (284 amino acids)
Molecular function (GO): carbonyl reductase (NADPH) activity
Source: RefSeq, a predicted model, not a curated record